Molecule: messenger RNA, 1056 nt
Organism: Chelmon rostratus (copperband butterflyfish)
Lineage: Eukaryota; Metazoa; Chordata; Actinopteri; Chaetodontiformes; Chaetodontidae
Product: protein limb expression 1-like
Exons: 6
Coding region: 1-1056 (351 amino acids)
Biological process (GO): autophagosome maturation
Cellular component (GO): cytoplasm
Source: RefSeq, a predicted model, not a curated record
AUGAGUAAAGUGAAGGUGGAGGAGAGCAUCAUGUCAUACCUGUCACAGAGUGAGAGUGACACCAGCCCCAAAGACCUGAAUGUAGUGGCCAUGCUCCACAACUUCUGGGAGCAGAGGCAGACGAGUCAGUCAGACGGUUCCUCCAGUGAAUCGGAUGGUUCUGCUGGAGACGCAGCUGUCCAGGCGGAUAGCUUGCUGCUGUACGAGUCUGCACCAUCCCCUGGGCCCCCAUACGUCUGCUAUGUCACCCUGCCUGGAGGAAGCUGCUUUGGCAACUAUAAGGUGUGUGACACUCAGGCAGAGGCUCGGAGGGAUGCAGCUCGUGUGGCUCUGAUGAACUCACUUGUGAACGAGCUGCCGUGUCGACGCAUCAACCCUCAGUUCAUCACUCAGAGCUUGCAGCAGGCAGCCGCAGACAGUGCUGUCUCUAUAGACGAUGCAUGUGAUUCAAACACCAGUAUAGGAACCUACAGUUUGCUACUCCACUCCUACAUCGGAAGGACCAUGCUGGAGUUUCAGGAGAUGAUGACGAUUUUUCAGUUGUUGCACUGGAACGGGACACUGAAGGCUCUGAGGGAAAGGCAGUGCUCUCGACAGAGUGUGAUUACUUAUUACUCCAAGCGAGGACUUGAUGAGUACAUGCGCAGCAGCUUGGCUCUGGAUUGGCUCGGACGGGAGCAGAAGUCACCGGGGCGACUCGGGGAGGAGCUGCAGGUGGCGCAGAGGGAGCUGGUGUUGGCCCGGCGUCGAGGCAUAGAGCUGCGCUUCUACAAGGAAAAGACAGAGAUCCUCAGCUUGGCUCUGAGUCAAGCAUACAUUCACCACACACCUGAGGCCUUCAGCCAGGCACAGAGUCACACACACAAGCAAGAACAGCUUCCUCUACACAAAUUAUACAGCCAGGACACAGAAGCCCAGAUAACCCCACCCAGCAGUCCUUCACCAACCCUCCAUAAAAACACAAAGCAAACAGUCUGUCAAACCUCUGGUAAACACAUACCCUCCAACAGCCCUUGCACACAGCAGACAUUUGUGCCUUUAAAUAACUUUGAAUAG